Molecule: messenger RNA, 1509 nt
Organism: Geosmithia morbida
Lineage: Eukaryota; Fungi; Ascomycota; Sordariomycetes; Hypocreales; Bionectriaceae
Product: MFS transporter, SHS family, lactate transporter
Exons: 2
Coding region: 1-1509 (502 amino acids)
Biological process (GO): plasma membrane lactate transport
Cellular component (GO): plasma membrane
Molecular function (GO): secondary active monocarboxylate transmembrane transporter activity
Source: RefSeq, a predicted model, not a curated record
AUGGGCACCUCGUUCGUGAAUGAAGAUGGAACGGGCCCCAAGGCUAGGGGUGGUGCCAUUCAAUACUGUCUUACUCGUUUCUCAUCUCUCAAACCUCCCAUGAACAAGGUCGUCAACCCUUUCAAGGCAUUGGCUCUCCUAGAGACUCAACAUUGGUUGUUUUUUGCUGUUGGCUUCCUCGGUUGGACUUGGGACUCCUUCGACUACUUCACCGUCCCCCUCACAGUAGAGGACCUGGCCAAGACAUUUGACAAGUCCAACGCAGACAUUACCUGGGGCAUGACCUUGGUCCUCAUGUUCCGCGCCUUGGGAUCGACAAUCUUCGGUAUCGCCUCCGACAGGUACGGCCGCAAGUGGCCCUUUGUCAUCAUAAACCUGCUCUUCAUAGUACUCGAGCUCGGCACCGCCUUCUGCCAGACCUACCAGCAGUUUCUGGCCUGCCGUGCCCUAUUUGGCGUGGCCAUGGGUGGACUGUAUGGGAACGCCGCCGCCACCGCCCUCGAGGAUUGCCCCGCUGAGGCCAGAGGUAUCCUCUCCGGUAUCCUCCAGCAAGGCUGGGCCUUGGGCUAUCUCCUUGCCACGGCUUUUGCCCGCGCCUUUGUCGACACCACCAAGCAAGGCUGGCGUUCUCUCUACUGGUUCGCUGCCGGCCCCCCCGUCCUCGUCAUCAUCUUCCGUCUGUGCCUGCCCGAGACCAAGGUGUAUCGCGAGCGCGAGGUUGUCCGCGGAAUCAAGGGCAGCGCUGCCGCCACUUUUUUGCAGGAGGCCAAGGUCGGUAUCAAGAACCACUGGCUCCUGCUCAUCUACAUGGUCCUCCUCAUGGCCGGCUUCAACUUCAUGUCUCACGGCUCCCAGGACCUGUACCCCACCAUGCUGGAGAACCAGUUCCAGCUCAGCAGCACCCAGGUCACCGUCACCCAGGUCGUCGCCAACCUGGGUGCCAUCAUCGGCGGCACCAUCAUCGGAUGGCUAUCGGGAAUGUUCGGACGUCGCCUGUCCAUAAUUGUAAUGUCGGUCCUUGGCGGCGCCCUCCUGUAUCCCUACACGUAUGUGUCUGGCGAGAAGAUCGCCGCCGCCGCUUUCUUCCAACAGUUCUGUGUUCAGGGCGCGUGGGGAGUGGUGCCGAUCCACCUGAUGGAGCUGUCGCCCGGCUCCCUGCGCACCUUUGUCGUCGGCACCACCUACCAGCUGGGCAACCUGGCCAGCAGCGCGUCAUCCACCAUCGAGGCCCAGCUGGGCGAGCGCUUCCCCUUGCCCGCCAACGAGGACGGCACCAAGCGCUUCCAGUACGGCAAGGUCAUCUGCAUCUUCAUGGCCUGCGUGUACGUAUACACUAUCAUCCUGGCCUUUGUCGGCCCCGAGUACCAGGACCGCGAGUUUGAUAUCGCCCACGACGAGGACAUGGCCGAGGCUGCUCACAUGGACCUGGGCACUCUGCGUGCGGCCCAGGACGGCAAGAGGGCUGACAUGGCCGAUGCUGAGCACAACGAGAAGACAGUUGAUGGCUAG